AGGCCGGCCCACCGGCCGGUCGGAGCGGCGUGCGCAUGCGCCCCAAGCGCGGCGGCUUGUUUCCCGGCCGCCUGCCCUUUCGCUAGAAGCGACGGUGUCUCACGCCAGCGAGCGAGCGCGCCUUUCCCGCUCUUUUGUCCCCCUCUGGCCACCCGUAGCAUGCUGUCCCUUGACCCGCAGCGGCUCCGGGGUGAAAGGGCGGGCGGCCAUUUUGUGGCGGUUGGUCGUCUCUGAGGCGCGGGGGGCCCCCGAGUGGGCGGGCGGCGGGGCCGGGCCGGUCCAACCAGGGCCGGGCACAGCCGAAGCGCGGCGCUCCUCUUCCCCGUCCGCUCCCGCCAUGUCCUCGUUCUCGGAGUCGGCGCUGGAGCGGAAGCUGUCGGAGCUGAGCAACUCCCAGCAGAGCGUCCAGACGCUGAGCCUGUGGCUCAUCCACCACCGCAAGCACGCCGGGCCCAUCGUCACCGUCUGGCACCGCGAGCUCCGUAAGGCAAAGUCAAGUCGGAAACUGACUUUUCUAUACUUGGCAAACGACGUCAUCCAGAACAGUAAAAGGAAGGGACCUGAGUUUACAAGAGAAUUUGAAUCAGUUCUCGUGGAUGCUUUUUCACAUGUUGCCAGAGAGGCAGAUGAGGGCUGCAAAAAACCCUUGGAGCGAUUGCUGAACAUCUGGCAAGAGAGGAGCGUGUAUGGCAGUGAAUUCAUACAGCAGCUGAAAUUGUCUAUGGAAGACUCCAAUAGCCCCCAACCCAAAGAGGAGAAGAAGGCCUUGAAGCGGACAUUUCAGCAGAUACAAGAAGAGGAAGAUGAUGAUUACCCAGGGAGCUACUCCCCACAGGACGCCAAUGCUGGCCCCCUUUUGACCGAGGACUUGAUCAAAGCCCUGCAAGAUCUGGAAAACGCAGCAUCGGGAGAUGCCACGGUGCGGCAGAAAAUUGCUUCUCUUCCCCAGGAGGUUCAGGAUGUGUCGCUGUUAGAGAAGAUUACAGACAAAGAGGCAGCCGAGCGCCUUUCGAAGACUGUGGACGAGGCGUGUUUGCUGCUAGCUGAGUACAAUGGGCGACUGGCGGCAGAACUAGAAGACCGGCGCCAGCUGGCACGCAUGCUGGUUGAGUACACCCAGAACCAGAAGGAUGUGCUGACGGAGAAGGAGAAAAAGCUAGAAGCUGAUGUGCCUGUGCCUUUCUUAAAGCCCCACCCUCAGCACCAGGGGCCAGGAAGUCAGCUGUGGGGAAACUCUCUGCACAUGCUCAGCGGUGUUCUCUUCUGCUCACAUAUUGCAGAGGAUGAGCCUUCUUUGCAAAUGGAGUCUUCAAGGCAGGCCUGCAUGGUGCUUCUGCCUGAUACUGCAGCUUGGUUCUGCCUCCCUAGGAGUAGCAAGAGGAGGAGCAGUGUUUGAAGCUGCCUUCCCCAACAUGGACGAUUAGACAAAUUCAUGGAGAAGGAUAUGAAAGGCUACCAGCCACAAUGGCUAUGCUCGGCCUCCACAAUCUGAGGGGGUAUGCUUCUGAAUAAUACCAGCUGUUGGAAACCACAGGAGGAGAGAGUGCUCUUGCGCUCAGGUCAAGCUUGGGGGCUUCCCAUUGAGUCAUCUGUGUUGCGCCCCAUAUGUCACAGGGGUUAGAUCAAGGAGGGAAGUCAGAGGAAGACAAGGCUGGCCCGCAGGCUCCAUUGGUCAGCCCUCCCAUGGAGGCAGUUCCCGAUCCACCCGCGAGCCCCCUGCCUGGGCCAUUGGAAGGCGAUCCUUUGAGUGUGCCAACCCCACCUUUGCAGCACUCCCUGCCCGGCACUUCAAACAACAGCCCGCCAACCAGCUUCUUGCUCCCUGAGUCUGAGUCGGCACCUAUCAAACUCUCAGUGUCAGAUGAGCCGUCGGAAGCUUGCCCACCCUCACCCUGCAUGAGAAGGUGGGAGAAGAGGGGCCUUGAGAGGGUGGAACUUUGCAGGAGCCAUCGAUUACCGGUGAAGACCUUCCCUACUUAAGCAGGCACCCACCCAGGUUCCAGUGCUGAUUCAACUCUCCCCAAAUGCUGCAGAGACUGCUUAGGUAGUAGUGAGGUAGCUUAGACAGGUUUAUGAAGGGAACUGCCUUGG
Rhineura floridana is the source of this 2091-nucleotide messenger RNA. RefSeq names its product regulation of nuclear pre-mRNA domain containing 1B (gene RPRD1B). The transcript has 8 exons. Gene Ontology annotation, molecular function: RNA polymerase II C-terminal domain binding. Gene Ontology annotation, cellular component: RNA polymerase II, holoenzyme. The record is from RefSeq and is a predicted model, not a curated record. Gene Ontology annotation, biological process: mRNA 3'-end processing. The coding region runs from base 338 to 1396 and encodes 352 amino acids. Lineage: Eukaryota; Metazoa; Chordata; Lepidosauria; Squamata; Rhineuridae.